AUGCCUCUUCCACAAACCCUAGGGGUGCUGCGCAGCCUCGCGCCUAAGCAUGGCGCCAAUAUGGAACAGAUCCUUCCAUCAAAGCAAUGCCCAGAGGCCGCUGAGUUUUGCUUUUGCCUAGGCCAGCUGCUCGCCCGUUUUGAUGGCUUGAGGCUGACAAGCCCAGCUGAGUUGAGUCCGAGACUGUCCAGCUCCCCCCAAACUGAAUUGAAGACUGCACCUUUGUGUGGACGACUCUCUGACAAUCAAUUCGCAGAGAGUCCGAAACCACUGAGCCUCGUCUUCUUCAUCCUACGGAUACUAGCCCAGCAAAUUACUAGCCCCAAACUUGGGGGUCUCAAAGUCCCUCGACCUCUGAGCUGUCACCGUUCUCACUCCCCGCCGUCAGCAAAGUUCUACCUACAACAGCACUCUCAGCCGCAGCCCUCCGUCAGCACUAAGCCCAAUUCCAGUUGA
Molecule: messenger RNA, 456 nt
Organism: Fusarium verticillioides 7600
Lineage: Eukaryota; Fungi; Ascomycota; Sordariomycetes; Hypocreales; Nectriaceae
Exons: 1
Coding region: 1-456 (151 amino acids)
Source: RefSeq, a predicted model, not a curated record